AUGGCUGAGUUCCCAAAGCACCCCUUCUUACUCACCGUCAAGGAGACAGAGGAGGCUCUCGGAACCAAUGUCGAUAAGGGACUCACCUCGGAGCAGGUCCCAGGCCUGCAGUCGAGAUAUCCCAAGAAUGAACUCGACAUCGGUGAGACUAUACCAUGGUAUAGUAUUCUUGCUAAGCAAAUCUUCAAUGCCAUGAUCAUUGUUCUCGUUUUUGCCAUGGCCCUCAGCUUUGGCAUCCAAGAUUACAUUGAAGGAGGAGUCCUUGCAUUUGUCAUCUUUCUCAAUGUCACCAUAGGCUUCUGGCAAGAGUAUCGCGCCGAGAAGCGCAUGGAUGCUCUCCGUGCCCUGUCCUCUCCCAGCGCCAUGGUUCUCCGCGACGGCAAUACUCAAGUCAUUCCCAAUUCUGAAGUUGUGCCUGGAGAUAUCAUUCUGCUCAAAAUGGGCGACACCGUCCCAGCAGAUCUUCGUCUCUUCGAGGCCAUGAACUUGGCCUGUGAAGAAGGCCAACUCACCGGCGAAUCCAUUCCCGUUGAGAAGACUACCGACAACAACAUUUCUGCUCAUGAAUCCGACGCCGUAGCCACAUCCGAAGGCGAAGUUGGCAUCGGCGACCGCACCAACAUGGCAUACGCUACAACUAUUGUCCAAAAGGGCCGUGGCCGCGGCAUCGUCGUUGCCACAGGCAUGUCCACCGAGGUGGGCAAAAUCGCCGCUUCGACCGCAAAGAAGAGCCGCAAGGCUGGCCGCUCGAUGAACUGGCGCAAAUAUGGCAAGAAACAGCCCGUCGUUGGUCUCACGAAGCGCAUCUACGACUUUGUGGGCAAGUUUCUUGGCUUGACGGUUGGCACGCCUUUGCAGAGGAAGUUGUCGGCUUUGGCAUAUGUGCUUUUUGGCUGUGCUGUAAUCCUCGCGAUUAUAGUCUUUGGCGUCAACGGCUUCAAUAUGCGGCAUGAGGUUAUCAUUUAUGCGACUUCAUUGGGUAUUGCAAUUAUUCCGGAAUCUCUUGUUGCUGUAUUGACAUUAACCAUGGUCGUUGCUGUAAGCGUCAUGAGCAAAAACAACGUUCUUGUUAGAGAUCUCUCCGCCCUCGAAGCUCUCGGCGGCGUCACAAACAUCUGCUCAGACAAAACAGGAACGUUGACUGAAGGCGCCAUGAUUGUCCGUCAAGCAUGGAUCCCAUCGUCGCACGUCUACACUGUCCACGACUCUCAGAACCCAAAUGACCCUACAAAGGGACGCGUGUUUGACGUCCCAGACGAGAAGCUCAACUCUUCGUCGGCGGCUAAACAGCCUCGGGUUCCUGAACCAGAGGCAAAGAUGACGGAUCAGCUCCGCACAUUUCUGCUUUCUUCUGCGCUCUGCAACCUCGCCACUGUUAGGUAUGAUAAAGAUGAAGAGAAGUGGCAGACUACGGGAGAGCCAACUGAGAUUGCGCUACAAGUCUUUGCGCAUCGCUUCAGCCACGGCAAAAAGAGUCUUGAAGGCCAAGGUUGGAAGCAAGUUGCCGAGUUUCCAUUCGACAGCUCUAUCAAGCGCAUGUCUGUCAUUUACAAUGCUCCCGAAGAUGAGCAAAACUCAAUCUUUGACGCUCAAAACAGCUUCGUCUUUACCAAGGGCGCAGUGGAGCGUGUGCUUGAUCUAUGCGCCUUUGUUGGCAUUGGCGAAGGCCAGCAGCCCAUCAGCGAAGAGCUAAAGGAGUCUGUCCUACAGGAAAUGAACGCUCUCGCUUCGCAGGGCCAGCGAGUCCUUGCCGUCGCAUAUCGUCCAUGGCAAGGCCGAUUUACAUCCAAGCAGUCCAGCUCAAGCUCUGCUGAAGAGGACGAAAAACUACGGUCUGCAGUUGAACAGAACCUCGUCCUUGUCGGACUCGCCGGCAUCUACGACCCUCCCCGCCGGGAGACAAAGGCCUCCAUUGCAGAGUGCUCCAAUGCCGGCAUCAAAGUGCACAUGCUCACUGGCGACCAUCCCGAGACUGCAAAGUCUAUUGCUAGAGAGACGGGAAUCAUUCCCAGAAACCUUGGCAUUCUGCCCGAGAGUGUUGCGCAAUCCAUCGUGGUCAAGGCAACCGACUUUGAUAAGAUGACGGACGAAGAGAUUGAUGCGCUGGAAGAACUUCCGCUUGUUAUUGCCCGCUGCGCUCCAGAUACCAAGACACGCAUGAUCGAGGCGUUACGCCGUCGUGGUGCCUUCAUGGCCAUGACUGGCGAUGGCGUCAACGAUGCGCCGUCCCUGUCUCGCGCUGAUGUCGGUAUUGCCAUGGGCUCUGGUUCCGACGUUGCCAAAUCGGCGGCCAAGAUUGUGUUGACAGACGACAAGUUCAACUCCAUCGUGGCCGCCAUCCGCGAAGGCCGCCGCAUGUUUGACAAUAUCCAAAAGUUCGUGCUGCAUCUUCUCGUCUCCAACGUCGGCGAAGUCCUCCUCCUCGUCGCAGGCCUCGCCUUUGUCGACGACAUGGGCUUCUCCGUCUUCCCCGUCUCCCCCCUACAGAUCAUCUGGAUCAACAUGGUCACCUCGUCGUUCCCGGCGUUCGGCCUUGGCCGGGAACCAGCCGCUCAGGAGGUGAUGCGCAAGCCGCCGCAGGACAAGCGCCGCGGCGUCUUUACGAACCAAAUCAUUGUCGACAUGAUUGUCUACGGCGUCCUGAUGGGUGCGUGCACGCUCUGCACGUUCUGCAUUAUAAUCUACGGCGCAAACGACGGCAACCUCGGCAUGGACUGCAACACAAACUUCUCUGAUGCCUGCAUCCCGGUGUUCCGAGCCCGCGCCGCGACUUUUGCGGAGCUGACCUGGCUCAUCCUUAUCGCGGCAUGGGAGUUCAAGAGCCUGCGCCGAUCCAUGUUUCGCCUAAACCCUACCGACGACAGCUUCUUCCCCUUCUUCAAGGACGUCUACAGCAACAGGUUUCUCUUCUGGUCCGUCAUCAUCGGCAGCCUGUCCGUCUUCCCCGUUGUCUACAUCCCAUUCCUCAACACACGGUUCUUCAAGCACACGGGCAUCUCCUGGGAGUGGGCGCUCUCCGUGGGCUUCACCUUGAUCUUUGUUACCGGCGUCGAGCUGUGGAAGCUGGCCAAGCGGAGGUUCCGGCUUCUGGAAGAUCGAGCCGUGCAGAGGGGCCCCUGGGGGCAGGGGGGUCCGGAAGAUGGCGAGCCGAGAUUCAAGAGGACGUUUUCGCUGUCGAGUUUCAAGACAUGGGUGUCCUUCUCGAAGAAGGAGACGGUGGAGAGCAAUACGCGGACGAAUACACAAAGUCGCUCAGCAGAUGUAUAA
Trichoderma atroviride IMI 206040 is the source of this 3267-nucleotide messenger RNA. Lineage: Eukaryota; Fungi; Ascomycota; Sordariomycetes; Hypocreales; Hypocreaceae. The record is from RefSeq and is a predicted model, not a curated record.